GUAGGCACCGGUCCAUCUGGAUCUACAACGGCACUGCUGCUAGGACGCCUUGGCAUCAAAACAUUGGUGAUAUCGCGUCACAGAUCAACAGCAAACACGCCCAGAGCUCAUAUCUUCAAUCAGAGGGCCAUGGAAGUUCUUCGAGACGCAGGGUUGGAGGAGGCGGUGAAGCCGUAUGCGAGCAGUGCUCAUCACAUGAUGCAUUCGUCUUGGCUACACUCUCUGGCUGGCGAAGAGUAUGGAAGACUUUGGGCUUGGGGUAAUAACCCAGCACGACUCGGAGAAUACGCCAUGGCAAGCCCUUGUGAGAUGUCUGACUUACCGCAGAGUAAAUUAGAGCCCGUCCUAGUAGAACAAGCGACAAGACUAGGAGCAGAGUAUCGUUUCUACACCGAAUUUUUAUCACAGACGACUCUCGCUGAUGGACGAGUUGAGACAACUCUCAGAGACCGGAAGACUGAUCGGACGUACAAGGUGCGCUCUGACUACCUGAUCGGAGCCGAUGGCGCGAGAAGCUCAGUACUGGAUAGUUUAGGCAUCACCGUGGAUGGCAAGCAAUUGAACACUGCCUUCAAUGUUCACAUCAAGGCCGAUCUCACAAAAUACAUUGCCCACAGGCCCGGCUCCCUGAACUGGAUCCUCAACCCAGAAGCCCCAGACUGGUCAGCCGUUGGUAAUUUCCGCAUGGUCACUCCUUGGACCGAAUUCGUGGUCUCGAUGCAUCCGUCCAAUAAGGACGGAAAACCUUUCGAGCCCAACGACGAAGAUAUCCUCAAGCGACUUUACCAGAUGAUAGGCGACGACUCCGUUCCGAUCGAGAUUCUGUCAAGUUUUCGUUGGACGAUAAACGAUCAAGUCGCACGUUCCUGGCAGAAAGGAAACGUUAUCUGUAUUGGCGACGCUGUACACAGACACCCUCCCAUCAACGGCUUGGGUAGCAACACAUGCAUCAGCGAUGCCAUGAACGUUGCCUGGAAACUAGCCUAUGUCAUCAAAGGCGUCGCUGAUUCGUCAAUUCUCAGCUCCAUCACUGCAGAGAGGAAGCCGGUUGGAGAUGGUAUCGUUAGACGAGCAAACGAAGGAAUGGAAGAUCAGCGAACAUGGUGGAGUUUCAUCGGCUUGACCAAAGAUGAAAGAGCAGCGGCAGUUUCAUUGAUGGAACAGCCGACUCCGGAUGGUCGAAAACAGAGACAGAACUUUCGCGCAUCCUUGGAGAAGCUUGAUGAUGAGCUGAAUGCGCUGGGCAUACAGAUGAACCAGAUCUAUGCUGGCUCGCCACUAGUGCAUGCUGAAGCAGAUGAUGAACCACCUUCCAACGACCACAUCGACUUGGUCAAACAGCUUGCGGUAAGCACAUACCCUGGAUAUCAUCUACCGCAUGUCUGGCUUGCAGAGAAUGGCCAAUCCCAGAAAAUCUCAUCUCUAGACGUGUGUGGAAAUGACCGCUACACCCUGCUCACAGGUAUUGGAGGCGACGCUUGGGUGGAUGCUGCAAAGUCUCUUCAACAAGAUCGCCCCGGCGUUGUCGUCAAUGUAAUAUCAAUUGGCUGGCAUCAGGACUUCAUGGACGCUUAUGGUGAUUGGGAAAAGGUGCGUGGUGUCGAGGAAGAAGGGUGCGUGCUUGUAAGGCCGGACCACUUCGUCGCCUGGAGAUGCCGGACGAAGGCACAAGACCCGACAGCAAGACUUCGGAAUGUAUUCGAGAAAAUCUUGCCUUCUCCAGGAAUCAAGAGCUAGGAGCAAUGUCCUUGAUCUAGACCAUAGAUAAGAUACGGAUUGACUCUUGAAACACAGUGGUUAAGCCGCAUGGUAACCUCAAGGAUCUUUGUUGCUUGAAACACGGGAUCGCUGACGAAAGCCGCAAUUUGUGACCUGUACUUGGAACUUCCCAUCGGCGUUG
This is a messenger RNA of Aureobasidium subglaciale EXF-2481, 1900 nucleotides long. RefSeq lists its product as uncharacterized. Lineage: Eukaryota; Fungi; Ascomycota; Dothideomycetes; Dothideales; Saccotheciaceae. Gene Ontology annotation, molecular function: FAD binding. The transcript has a single exon. The record is from RefSeq and is a predicted model, not a curated record. The coding region runs from base 130 to 1737 and encodes 535 amino acids.